AACAUCAACAACAACAACUCAAACCACCACUUUCUAUCUCACUUUGUUUCUCAACUUAACUAUUUAAUUUCUUCUUCCAACAUUUUCCUUCUCACUCAUGUUCUUCCCUCACUUGUAAACUCAUGGCUAUUGCCACUACACACAAGUGGCUCCCAAACAUCCUUGUACCUCAUGUUUCAAAGAGACAACAACAACAAUAUCAUCAACAAUCUAUGUAUUUUAUCCACCGCAACCAUAGACCAAUGUGUAAGGGAUGCUACCUUUCAAUGAAUGGUAGCAAAGAAGGAGAAAAUAAAAGAAAAGCAACAGAACCAGUUGGAACCAUAGAAACGCGAACAUUAUCACCAGUAGCAUCAACUGCAAUGGCUAUGUACAGUCUCAAAAUGGCAAUUUCAGAGAUGAAAGAAGACUCUCCAUUUUGUACAUCAUCUGGUAUAGUGAGAGUCGAGGUUCCUAUCGAGGAGCAAGUCGAAGCCAUUGAUUGGCUUCAUUCACAAAGCCACCUUCUGCUUCCUAGAUGCUACUUCUCUGGUAGGAAACAAAAACCUGUCCCUGGAAAUUUGGUUAGCAUUGCCGGUGUCGGUUCUGCUGUUUUCUUUUCUCAGCCACAGCCCUUUUCUCAUUUGGAUUGGAUGUCUAUACGGAGGUUUCUUUCUGAGAGAUGCCCUUUAAUUCGUGCAUAUGGAGCUAUCCGAUUCAAUGCAAAAUCUAGAGUUUCAUCCGAGUGGCUCGCUUUUGGUUCUUUCUACUUCAUGAUUCCUCAGGUUGAGUUUAAUGAGCUUGAAGGAGGAUCAAUGCUUACCAUUACUAUUGCUUGGGAUAAUGCUCUUUCUUGGUCAUGGGAAAAUGCAAUCAGUGCACUUCAAGAAACACUUUGCAAAGUUUCUUCUUCCAUUGUGAAGUAUCCUAAGCAAGCUCCUCCAACAUUGAUACUAAGCAGCCAUAACAUUCCUAGUAAAGUAGAUUGGAAUGUUGCUGUUGAUAGAGCUUUGCAGAUGAUAGGGCGAAAUGAUUCUUCUCUGUCUAAGGUUGUGCUAGCACGGAGUACUAGAGUAGUGCCUACUGCUAAUAUCGAUCCUCUAACGUGGUUAGCUUGCUUAAAGGUUGAAGGUGGAAAUGCUUACCAGUUUUUCCUUCAGCCGCCUAAUGCACCAGCAUUUAUUGGAAACACACCAGAGCAACUAUUUCACAGAAAAUGGCUACAUAUCACUAGUGAGGCUUUGGCCGGAACCCGUGCUAGAGGAGUGUCACUAGAACUAGACCAUCAAAUUGAACUUGACCUACUUACCAGUCCGAAGGACGACAUCGAGUUUACUAUAGUAAGAGAGACCAUAAGAAGAAAAUUAGAGGUAGUCUGCGAAAAAGUUACAAUUGAUCCAAAGAAAAUGAUUAGAAAACUACCGAGGAUCCAACAUUUAUUUGCUCAAUUAACUGGCAGGUUAAGAAGCGAAGAGGAUGAGUUUGAAAUUUUGUCAUCACUUCAUCCAAGUCCCGCAGUUUGUGGAUUUCCAACAGAAGAGGCACAAAAUUUAAUUGCAGAAACAGAAGUGUUUGAUCGAGGGAUGUAUGCUGGACCUGUUGGUUGGUUUGGAGGAGGAGAGAGCGAGUUUGCCGUUGGCAUCAGGUCAGCAUUGGUGGAAAAGGAACUAGGUGCUUUGAUAUAUGCCGGAACAGGAAUAGUCGAAGGAAGCAAUUCAUACUUGGAGUGGGACGAGCUAGAACUCAAGACAUCUCAGGUGCGUUUAUCAGUGCAUGCACCUACCAUUCACCACAAACGAUUGCUAGCAAGUUUGUAAUUCUACUUUGUUUCCUACAAUGUUGCCAAAUAGCGGCAACAGCGUAGCAGACUUUGGAAAAAUCGCUAUAAUUAUGAGAUACACAAUUCAGUACAAAGUCUUAUAAGUCACUUUUGUGGUGCUAUAGCACUGCAGCAUAGCGAAAUUUGAACAAAGUACUAUUUUCUGUGAUAUGCGAUUGACAACACUGAUUUCUGAGCAUAUUUUAUAUGAUACUAAAUGUAUGUAUGUAUAUUUGUUUUGUAGUUCACCAAGUUGCUUAAACUGGACUUACCUCUCAAA
This is a messenger RNA of Trifolium pratense (red clover), 2078 nucleotides long. Its product is annotated as isochorismate synthase, chloroplastic-like. Gene Ontology annotation, molecular function: isochorismate synthase activity. Gene Ontology annotation, cellular component: plastid. The coding region runs from base 123 to 1796 and encodes 557 amino acids. The record is from RefSeq and is a predicted model, not a curated record. Gene Ontology annotation, biological process: phylloquinone biosynthetic process. Lineage: Eukaryota; Viridiplantae; Streptophyta; Magnoliopsida; Fabales; Fabaceae. The transcript has 13 exons.